Magnolia sinica is the source of this 1652-nucleotide messenger RNA. RefSeq names its product protein PMR5-like. The coding region runs from base 41 to 1216 and encodes 391 amino acids. NCBI's taxonomy places the organism in Eukaryota, Viridiplantae, Streptophyta, Magnoliopsida, Magnoliales, Magnoliaceae. The record is from RefSeq and is a predicted model, not a curated record. Gene Ontology annotation, cellular component: Golgi apparatus. Gene Ontology annotation, molecular function: O-acetyltransferase activity. The transcript is spliced from 5 exons.
CUCUCUCUCUCUCUCUUCAAAACUUCCAAAUCUCUUUCUAAUGGCUCUUCUCUCAUCUCCUCCUCCAUCAUUUGAUGUUGUUGGUGUUUUUCUUCUCUACCUUGUUCUCUUUGGAGCCUGUGUAGCUUCUUCAUCAGCCCUUCCUACGGGCAUUAGCGGGCCCCACAACCAUCAUAUUAACAGAAGAAUACCAACAGUCCUGAAACCCAAUCUCACAUCAUGCAAUUUGUUUUCGGGGAGUUGGGUCCGUGAUGAAUUCUACCCGUUGUAUGAAUCAUCAAGCUGCCCUAUUAUCGAUCGUGAAUUCAACUGCCAGAUGUAUGGACGGCCUGAUUCUGCUUACCAGAGAUAUAGAUGGAAGCCCACGGGCUGUGAUCUUCCCAGGUUUGAUGGGCUGGCGUUUCUAAUGAAAAUGAACGGUAAAAAGAUAAUGUUGGUGGGAGACUCGCUUGGUCUGAAUCAAUGGCAGUCGUUGAUUUGCAUGCUUCAUUCGGCAGUGCCUAAGACACGCACCCAACUUGCCAAAGGGGACCCACUCUCCACAUUCAGGUUCUUGGAUUAUAAUGUAUCCAUUUCGUUCUAUCGGGCUCCAUAUCUCGUCGACAUCGAUACCAAUCAUGGGAAAAGGAUUUUGAAAUUGGACGAUAUUUCGCGGAACGGUCUUGCAUGGAAAGGGGCGGACGUCCUCUCCUUCAAUUCGGGUCAUUGGUGGAGCCACAAUGGCCAACUUCAAGGGUGGGAUUACAUGGAAGGAGGAGGUGCUUAUCAUGAAAACAUGGAUAGACUGGCUGCAUUUGAGCGAGGGAUGAGAACAUGGGCCAAUUGGGUGGCCACUAACGUUGACCCCAUCAAAACAAAGGUCUUCUUCCAAGCCACCUCUCCUACACAUUACAAUCCGAGCGAAUGGAGAUCUCCGGUGUCGAAGAACUGCUACGGUGAGACGGUGCCGGUCAGCGGCCUGCGCUACUAUGGCACGUAUCCUGAUCAAAUGAGGGUCAUACGCAAUGUGAUCAAAGAGAUGAACGGUCCUGCUUUCUUGAUGGAUAUAACCACUCUUUCGGAACUCAGGAAAGACGGUCAUCCGUCCAUCUACAGCGGUGAUCUGAGCCCCCAUCAGAGGUCUAAUCCCGAAAGAUCGGCAGAUUGUAGCCAUUGGUGCCUACCUGGCCUUCCAGACACAUGGAAUGAGCUCUUUUACACCACCCUUUUCUUCUAAGUAUGGUUUUAAGCCUCGGACGAGUCACCGAGUCGACUCGGAGACUCAGCGAGUCAUGACUCAAAGUUGGGCCAAACGAGUCAGGUUUGAGUCUUUAAACCAUGCUUCUAAGUUUCUCUUCUUUUACGUUGGAUGGUUAGUAUUCUUUCUUCAUAUUUAGCUCAUGCAAUGCACCUGUUUGCUAAUUCCACGUGCAUGUCAAUGUGGCACACGUGUGUAAGAUCCCAAGUGUCCAUUUUAUGGCCCCACCAUGUAAUGCCCCGCCAAAUUCCAUUUGGUGGGCAUAGUGUACAAAACCGAAUGGAUGAUUAAGAAGCCAUGUGGAUAAUAUUGUGAUUUGUCAAGGUUAGCAUUGGGGAACGUGAUGUUUAUAGUUUGGUGGGAUUGAACUGUUUGGCUGUGCCAACCUUAAGUUGUAAUUAUAUUUUAUUGUGAA